UCAUUUUCAUAGUCAGCGUAGUGGGAAUCAAAGCUUCUCCUUCUCUACUCUCUUACAAAAAUCAAUUCUUGCCACUUUUUUUUGAAAGAAAAACCACCAACUCCUCGUGGGUUGAAGUUCUUUGAUUUUGAUCUGCAGUCAUACCCAAAAGCCUAAUUAAGCCCCCGGAAAUUCUCUAAUUUUUUCUAAUGCGUUUCUGUUUUUGCUUUCGUGUUCUUCCACUUUUGGUGUUCUUGAUCAAUUUGUGCUUUAGGAUAUGUGUUUGUGAACCGAGAGCUACAGAGGCUGCUCUAGUAUGCACAAACAGGACGGCUCCGAUGCCAGAACGACAAACCUUCAUAUCCAAUUUCUUGGCAACGAUGGACUUGGUGACACCACUGAUUGCGCGACAACAAUACGCGGCUGUUGUGAACGGGACAGGGAAUACAACAGUUUAUACAUUCGGCGAGUGCAUGAAAGAUCUCGAUCAGACGGAUUGCAAUCUCUGCUUCGCCCAGUGCAAGACCCAGAUUCUCCGUUGCCUCCCUUUUCAGCGAGGCACUCGUGGAGGCAGACUCUUCUAUGAUGGAUGUUAUUUAAGAUACGAUGAUUAUUCUUUCUUUAACGAGGGUUUGGAUUCACAAAAUAGAACUGUGUGUGGUACUACAAAUUUCGCCGGAAAUCGAACUGUGUUCAGGGAAAAUGCUCUGGAGUUAGUGAAGAAUUUGAGUGUGGAAGCUCCGAAAAAUGAUGGAUUCUUUGUGGGGUUUGUGAAAAGAACGAAUGUUACUGUGUAUGGGUUGGCUCAGUGUUGGGAAUUCGUGAAUGGCACUGCUUGUAAGAAUUGUUUGGAUACUGCUGUCUCUGAAAUUGAGUCAUGUACAUCAAAUGAAGAAGGCAGGGUCUUACAUUCUGGUUGCUACCUGAGGUAUUCUACACAGAAAUUCUAUAACAAUUCGGGAAGUGUCGCAAGAGGAGGACCUGGAGGGCGUGGCAAGUUAGCUACGAUUCUUGCUGUUACAUCUGCUGUUGUGGCCUUUGUGUUGAUUGUUGCGGUGACCAUUUUCUUUGUGAAGAUAAAAGUUGUGACGAAGAAGAGAGAAAGGAAGAAACUGGGUGCUCUAUUGGCAACUGUAAACAACUCUAAGCUCAAUUUCUCAUAUGAAACGCUUGAGAAGGCGACAAAUUAUUUCCACCAAUCUAAUAAGCUCGGACAAGGAGGAUCUGGUUCAGUAUACAAAGGAACUUUGCCCGAUGGAAGGAUUGUUGCCAUAAAGAGACUUUUCUUCAACACUAAACAAUGGGUAGAUCAUUUCUUUAACGAAGUUGAUUUGAUCAACGGCAUAAAACACAAAAAUCUCGUACAGUUGUUGGGAUGUAGCGUUACUGGACCUGAAAGCCUUCUUGUUUAUGAAUAUGUGCCUAAUCACAGCCUUUAUGAUUACCUCUUUGUUAGAAAGGAUGUUCCCCCGCUAAGUUGGGAGGCAAGGUACAGAAUCAUAGCGGGUACAGCCGAGGGUCUGGCCUUUCUUCAUGAGGAAUCCGAAUUUAGAAUCAUACAUAGAGACAUAAAACUAAGCAAUGUUUUGCUCGAUGACGAACUUUCACCAAAGAUUGCAGAUUUUGGACUUGCUAGACUAUUUCCAGAAGAUAAGACUCACAUCAGCACAGCCAUUGCUGGAACACUGGGAUACAUGGCCCCUGAGUACGUCGUUCUUGGAAAAUUGAGUGAGAAGGCAGAUGUAUAUAGUUUUGGUGUUCUUGUGAUUGAAGUUGUUUGCGGAAAGAAGAUUAAUUCCUUCUCUCAAGAUUCGGUUUCUGUGCUACACAUGGUUUGGAAGCUCUACGGAACGGGUAAGUUAUGUGAAGCUGUUGAUCCGCUUCUGGAGGGUAAUUUUAGAGAGGACGAGGCUACUCGGUUGCUUCAGAUAGGCCUAAUUUGUGUCCAAGCCUCUGCGGAACUCAGGCCUUGUAUGUCAAAAGUUGUGAAAAUGCUCUUUGAAAACCAUGAAAUUCCUCAUCCAACACAGCCACCAUUUCUGAAUCCUAGUAGCUCCGAAAUCAGUCAACUUACAAGACCUGUGACUGUGACCAGCAGCUCUGAGUCUUACCUCCUAUCUUCCGGGAAUAGCAUAACAGAAAGUUGGAUUGAGCCUAGAUAACUGAUUCGUCUCUGAAGAAUUUCUUGCACAUUACUGCCACUUUUUUGUAAGUCCUUUUCCUGGAGCACAAACACUUUUAUAUCCUUCUUUGUACUAAUGAAUGAAGAGAUGUAUUAUAAUUAACUAUAGUGUUUAUAUAUA
This is a messenger RNA of Tripterygium wilfordii, 2282 nucleotides long. RefSeq names its product cysteine-rich receptor-like protein kinase 3. Gene Ontology annotation, biological process: protein phosphorylation. Gene Ontology annotation, molecular function: ATP binding; protein kinase activity. The record is from RefSeq and is a predicted model, not a curated record. The coding region runs from base 189 to 2141 and encodes 650 amino acids. Lineage: Eukaryota; Viridiplantae; Streptophyta; Magnoliopsida; Celastrales; Celastraceae. The transcript is spliced from 7 exons.